Messenger RNA from Amborella trichopoda, 543 nucleotides. The record is from RefSeq and is a predicted model, not a curated record. Lineage: Eukaryota; Viridiplantae; Streptophyta; Magnoliopsida; Amborellales; Amborellaceae.
AUGACUCGCCCAGAUAUUACAUAUGUUGUCCAUGGUGUGAGCCACUUUGUUUCAGAUUCUCGACGACCACAUCUAUCAGCAUUUCAUCGAAUUUUAUGUUAUAUUCGAGGUACUUCCAUUCGUGGAUUAUUCUUUGACUCCACAUCUUCUUUAGAUCUCAGUGCAUAUGCUGAUGCAGAUUGGGCAGGUGAUCCAAAUACUUGUCGUUCUACUAUAGGAUAUUGUGUGUUUCUUGGGUCAUCAUUAAUAUCAUGGAAGACUAAGAAACAGGAUAUUGUUUCCAAGUCAAGCUCAAAAGAUGAGUAUCGUGCUACGUCAUCUGUUGAUAGUGAGAUUGUUUGGAUUCAUGCUCUUUUCAAUGAGUUUGGUAUCUCUAUUUCAAAUCCUACACCUUUAUAUGCAGAUAACCAGAGUGCAAUUAAGAUUGCAUGUAAUCCAAUUUUUCAUAAACGCACAAAGCAUAUUAACUUAGAUUGUCAUUAUGUUCACGAUGGCUAUCUUGAUGGUACAUUAUCUCUUCCUUAUAUUUCUUCUACUGCGUAA